AUGCUAACUUUCAGACAAAGCGUGAUACUUCUAGUCAGUAUCAUAACGAUACUGGCUAUUAUUGCCAUAAUCACUGGCCUUUCUCCGCUCUAUUGGCCGCAUCCAACAAAUUUAUUUAACGAAAAGAAUGCAUCAUUAUCAUUCGUUGAAAUGAAGAACAAUUCAUCGGCUAUGAAAACACCGUUAACUACACGUCCAAAAUUAGUUUCAAAGAAUUUAGGUGAAUUAACACCUGAUACAGUUACCACUGGAUUACCCACAACGACAAAUAUAGUUUUAGCAAACUCUACUAUUAUUUAG
Molecule: messenger RNA, 300 nt
Organism: Rotaria socialis
Lineage: Eukaryota; Metazoa; Rotifera; Eurotatoria; Philodinida; Philodinidae
Source: the annotation of a GenBank genome assembly